Phoenix dactylifera (date palm) is the source of this 773-nucleotide messenger RNA. Its product is annotated as photosystem I reaction center subunit V, chloroplastic-like. Gene Ontology annotation, cellular component: chloroplast thylakoid membrane; photosystem I. Gene Ontology annotation, biological process: photosynthesis. Lineage: Eukaryota; Viridiplantae; Streptophyta; Magnoliopsida; Arecales; Arecaceae. The record is from RefSeq and is a predicted model, not a curated record.
CUUCUACUCCCAUCACUACUAGUAAUCCUGAAACCUUUCAUAGCGUCCGCAACCUCUCCAUCUUAUCCCCUCCAUCCCAAUUUUCAACCUCUCUCACACCCCAACCCCCAGACAACAGUCUCGAGUCUCAGCCAUGGCCUCCACUCUCUUCUCCACACCCACCUUCAACGGCCUCCGCCCUCUCAAGCCCACCGACUCCUCCCUCUCCUUCCCCAAAAAAGCCAGCCUCGCCCUCUCCGCCCGGCCGGUCCGGCCCAGCGCCAAACCGGGUCUGGUAGUCAAGGCCGAGCUGAACCCGUCCCUGGUGAUCAGCCUCAGCACCGGCCUGUCCCUGUUUCUCGGCCGGUUCGUCUUCUUCAACUUCCAGAGGGAGAACGUGGCCAAACAGGGGCUCCCGGAGCAGAACGGGAAGACCCACUUCGAGGCCGGAGACACCCGGGCCAAGGAGUUCGAGGCUCUUCUCAAGUCCAACGACCCGGUCGGUUUCAACAUCGUCGACGUCCUUGCAUGGGGUUCCAUCGGCCACAUAGUGGCUUACUACAUCCUCGCCACCUCCAGCAACGGCUACGAUCCCAAGUUCUUCUGAGUUGGAAUUCGCUGGGGGUUUUGGACACGGUUAUCGUUGUACAUUAAUUUUGACGGUUUGAUGGUUUUUAUCAUGGAAUGUUUGGGCUGGGUGUUGUGGGGUUGUGAUGAUGGGUGGGGGAUCAAUUGUAUUAUUUGUACGCCGAAGGUGGCUUCUUAUCAAUCAAAUAUGCUUUGCUCUCAAAACU